Messenger RNA from Micromonas commoda, 480 nucleotides. RefSeq lists its product with no specific name. The record is from RefSeq and is a predicted model, not a curated record. The transcript is spliced from 2 exons. Gene Ontology annotation, cellular component: cytosol. The annotation marks the transcript as partial. NCBI's taxonomy places the organism in Eukaryota, Viridiplantae, Chlorophyta, Mamiellophyceae, Mamiellales, Mamiellaceae.
GGUAAAAAGUACAAGGGCCAAUGGGUCGAUAACAAGAUCACCGGCCGAGGCACCAUGACCUGGCCCAACGGCGACAGGUACGACGGCGAGUGGUUCGAGGGCAAGAAGCACGGCUUCGGCACCAUGUGGCGGUGCGAGCACGGCAAGCACAGGGUCGAGUACAACGGAACGUGGGUCCACAACAGACGCGACGGCUACGGCGUGAUGCACAACGCAAAGGGCGAAACGUACGAGGGGGAAUGGCGCGACGGCGUCAGGCACGGGAGGGGUAAGCAGACGUACGGCGGGAGGUUCGACGGCGCGGGCGCCGACGUCUUCGACGGUGAAUGGGUGGAGGGGCGACGCGCGGGGCACGGGGUGAUGCAGCUCGCCAACGGGGAUCUGUACGAGGGGGAGUGGCUCGACGACGUCAAGCACGGCGCGGGCGUCUACUACUACGAGGCCAAGGGGAUGAGGUACGACGGGGUGUGGGAGCGCGAC